CAAACACACAAGCAAGCAAGCAAGCAACACAAAGAAGAGCUGCAAAACUGCAAACGCGCGAACAUCCAACCCACCACCCCAACUCGCGCCCAUAUCCAGCAGCCCUCCCUCCUUUCAGUCUCUCAGUCGCCUGCCAGUGUGUGCGCGUGUGUGCGUGUGUUUGUGCGUGUGUUCUCUCGUUGCAGCCGCUUCAUCCCCGACAGCUGCCCAGCCACUCUGCUGUUGUUGCCUUCUUGUUCACUGUUGUGUGCUUUUCUCGACACGCCCAAUCACUCACAUGAACCGACGGUCCCAAGCAUGAGUAUUGAAACAGACCACAUCAACUUCCUCAUCUACCGGUACCUGCUCGAGUCAGGGUUCCAACACAGCUCCUUCACCUUUGGGCAGGAGAGCGGCAUUGCCCACUCUGCCAUUGCCACCACACACAUCCCGCCCGGGUCGCUCAUUGCACAAAUGCAGCGCGCCCUCAACUAUGUGCAAGCGGAAAUAAACUUGACAGAGGAAGGGCUUCCCGCAGACCCCAAGUUCCUCGAGGACCUCCCACCCUUGUCCUUGCUGGAGUCUGUCCAACCAUCCAUCUGCGAGGAGCGAAGAAAGGAGCUGUGGCAGAAGGUACAGCGAGCACGCACAGCAGAGGCAGAAACAAACGACGUUGUGGCCAAGAAGAAUGUGGAGAUCCCAGCCUCACAGCUCCGUGAAUUGGCGGGCCACUCGACUGGCGCGUUCAUGUGCCAAUGGAACCCAAAAUACAACAUGCUCGCGUCGUGUGGAAGCGACAACAAAGCACGCAUUUACCUCGACGAUCCCAAGAUGCCGCCCAUUGUGUGCCUGCAUCCUGCAGAGGAAGGAAUGGGGGAAGUGUUCUCGAUAGACUGGAGUGCAGAUGGCGACCACCUCUGCACCGGUUACGCCGAUGGAUACGUGCGCGUGUGGUCCUCACAUGACGGUGAGCUCCAGCAGCGGCUAGCGGGCACGGGCCAUCCCACCGCGAGAGCCAAGUUCAGCAGCAACGGGCGGUACAUUGCCGCUGGCGACGGUGGCGGCAACGUCAUGAUCUGGAACACUCGCACAGAGAAGAAGCUUCUUGGCGCGUCAUUCCAUGAAGGAUCGAUAUUGAGCCUGACUUGGAUUGCAGAGGACAAAUUCGUGACUGCGGGAACAGAUUCGAUGAUUUGUAUGUUUGGGGUGAAGAAGCCGUACUUUCAACAGCGGUUCUCUGGCCACACGGAUGACGUGAACAUGGUUGAUUGGAACGACAGCCUCAAGAUGCUUGCAUCAGGGUCUGACGACAAAACAGUCCGGCUGUGGACAUUGGAGAGCGAGAACGUGAAGCACGUGAUCCAGCACGAGUCACCCGUGAAGUUUCUUGCUUGGUGCCGAGCAGAGGCGUCGUCCCACCUCCUUGUCACUGGUGCGGAUGACGGCACCGUGCGCAUCGUCGAUGGGCGGCGGGGCGUGUGUCUCCACGCAUUGAAAGCCCACGCCAGUGGUAUUUUGUGCGCAGAGUUCAGCCCUGACGGUCGCUGGCUGGCCACAAGCGACGGCGGCUGCCGCGUCAUCGUUUGGGAUGUCGAGAGACAAGACGUGGUGAAGACGCUGCUGUCGAAAGGUGCCGUGUUUUGUGUCUCGUGGAACAUGGACGGAACCCACCUCGCCUUUGCAGAUGGCAGUGGCAGAGUUGCUGACAUUGACAUGAGCAGCUGAUCCCAUUGUGUCUGUUAACGUGGUUGUGGCGUGCGUGCGUGCGUUGUGUGUGUGUGUGUGUGUGUGUGUGUGCCGCUUCCAUGAGACUGCUCACUUCUGCUGAUUUUUUUCCUUUCUUUACACUACUUGCUUCAGUUAGGCGUUCUGUUAUCCAUUCAUCGACAUGGUUUUUCCCUUUCUUGCCGCUUCUGCGUUUUCUUGCGACCUUGUUUGCUCGCCUGCUUCUUGUUCUUCAUCUCCGACAAAGUCCAUUGUCUCUGAGCCCGUGCCAGUUUUGUCGCUUGCGCUCGUUGCCCCAUCCCUUCCCUCUGUCCUUCUUGUUGUAGCUUUGGCCAACUCUUUGGUGUACCUCUUGUCAUUGUGCACGUGUACUGACGUGUGGAUGUGGAUGUGGAUGUGGAUGUGGA
This is a messenger RNA of Salpingoeca rosetta, 2111 nucleotides long. RefSeq lists its product as uncharacterized. Gene Ontology annotation, biological process: regulation of transcription by RNA polymerase II. The transcript is spliced from 13 exons. Lineage: Eukaryota; Choanoflagellata; Craspedida; Salpingoecidae. Gene Ontology annotation, cellular component: histone deacetylase complex. The record is from RefSeq and is a predicted model, not a curated record. Gene Ontology annotation, molecular function: transcription corepressor activity; protein binding. The coding region runs from base 298 to 1704 and encodes 468 amino acids.